Molecule: messenger RNA, 1206 nt
Organism: Peronospora belbahrii
Lineage: Eukaryota; Oomycota; Peronosporomycetes; Peronosporales; Peronosporaceae
Source: the annotation of a GenBank genome assembly
AUGGUCUUGAACUCACAUAACGAGGAGCUACGUACCAUGGAAAGUCCAAGUCUAGAGCUUAAGCAACUUGGUCGAGAGACUAAGAGCCUCAAGCACAAGCAUAAGAGCAGUAAACGCAACACUAAAGUCAAUCGAGAAGACGCAAUGCGAGAGUUAUUGGCUGGAAAAAUUGCUGAGAUUGAAGUGGGUGGAGAUGAGACUGUCAAUGAUCUUUCAGAUAUUUAUUUGGGUGAGACGUUGUUAGUACAGAUGAAGGAAAAGGCAGAGGAUGUAAAGGAGAAAGAAGGACUGGUGGCGAAGGAAAACGUGAUGGAACUUGCCAGCAACCUCAUCUACGUGAGUGAACAACUGGAAUUUAUGCAGAAGAAAAUCAGCGAGUUGAACGCCAAGUGUAUUUUACUCAAGCAACGCAAGGGUGCAGUGAGCACGGAGCUGGUCAAGACGAACGCCACCAAGACAAAACUGGAACAACUCUGUCGGGAGUUGCAAAAGCAAAACAAGCUCAUUGUAAGCGAAAGCCGUCGUAUUGCUGACGAGGAAGACCAGAAGAGACGCGACUUAUCAGCUCAGUUUCAGAAAACGAUUGAAGAAGUGAGUGCCAAAAUGGACAAGCAAGGCCAAGACUACGUGGCGUCAUUGAAGGAAAACGAAAAUCUGCAGCAAAAGCUGAAGAUAUUUCUUGAACAAUACACAACGCGUGAAGAGCAUUUCCAGCGGCAAUUAGAGACCAAGGACCUAACUAUUCAGCUCGCCGAAACGAAACUGCGACACCAGAUAGAAUUAACAUCGCGAGAGGCGGAGAAGGUGAAGAUUACAUUAGACAAGUCCAAGGAGUUUUCCGACCGUGAGGUUCAGUUGCAAGCACAGCUUAAUUCGUAUUCGGAAAAGUUUGACGUGGUACAGCAAACACUGACAAAGAGCAAUCAGAUGUUCACUGCAUUCCGUGAAGAAAUGGACAAGAUGGCUAAAACAACGAAGAAGCUGGAGAAAGAAAACCUAGCGCUAAAAAGAAAGUGUGCUGAGUAUGACAGCGGUGCGAUUGCCUCAAUCCAAGGGAAGGUGGCAUCUGCAGAGGAGACGAUAAAGCUCCAGGAGAAGGUUAAAAAGCUAGAGAGUCUUUGUCGCCACCUUCAAGCCGAGCGCAAAAGUAUUCAACAAGCAACAGAUUUAAGCGCUGCAGCCGCGACAGAGUCAGCUAAGAGGUGA